AUGGAGGAUAUUGAACUUCUGCACUCCCCCACAUCCCAGACUCAGAACCUACUUUUGGCUUUUGCAGAGAGAAGACUCGGCUCCAGAGGUGAAAAUGCUAAUAUGUUUUACCUGCUUAGGGGCACGUACGUCAAAUCUUCAAGGAGUUUUCAGCUGGACUUGCUUUUUCUAGACCUCCUUGAUAAGCCUCUCGCAGUUCUGCUGAGGGUGGCAUUGAAGAUGAUGGGUUCUUCAGAUUCUUUGCGCAAAAGUGAUCUGUUCAAGAAAAAGGGUGGAUUUCGAAUUCCUGCACUGCUCCACAUUCCAGACUCAAACAUACUUCUGGCCUUUGCGGAGAGCAGAUGCGGCCACAAAGAUGAAAGUGCUGACGUGUUGUACCUGCAACGCGGCGAAUAUGAUAAAUCUUCAAAAGAUUUUCAGUGGGAUCAUGCAACACCUAUGAACACUGCACGACUAAAGAAGCACCGAUCCAUGAAUCCUUGUCCCGUCUAUGAGGAAAAAAAGAAGACGGUCUUUCUCUUCUUCAUUGCAGUCGAUCAAUCAAAGUCAGAGCAAGAUCAAAUCCAAAGUAGAAAGAACGCUGCACGACUUUGUUAUGUUACCAGUGUCGACAAUGGACAGAGGUGGAAUGACACUAUAGAUCUAACAGAGUCUUACUUAGGUGUCACCAUCAAUACGUGGGCAACAUUUGCUCUGGGUCCAGGCCACGGCAUACAGCUAAAGAGUGGCCGUCUUGUUAUCCCUGCCAAUGCUCAUGUGAUAGAUUCCAAUGAUACCAUCAGGGUACGGGCUCUCACUUUCUACAGUGAUGAUGGUGGGGAUUCCUGGCAAAUUGGCAAAUAUAUAUAUGGGCAGGAGUGUGGGGAAUGUCAGGUGGUGUCAUUGGAUCAAGGCAAUGUAUCCAGUGAGCAGGCUUUAAUAUAUUGCAAUGCUCGGAACAAUAAAGCAGAUAACAAUCAGCAUCGGGUGGAAGCCUUCAGUACUGAUGGUGGAAAGACAUUCACAAAAGGGAAACCGGUGCCAGAGCUCGUUGAAUGUUCAGGAGGUUGCCAUGGCAGUAUCAUCAGUUUUCCUGCCUCAGACAUUUCAUAUGUCCGAAACUAUCCCGACCUUAAAACGCAUCACAAUCAAAAGGGAGGUGAUGCUUCAAAUUUUGACAUUAUAUUGUUCUCACACAUCACAAACUCCAGCCAGCAUACACAUUUAGGAAUUUACCUUUCUACUUAUUCUGGUGGCCCUCUUACCUGGACAAAUCCUUGGGUCUUUUUCCCUGAUAAAAGUGCCUACUCAGAACUGGCAUUUGUUAAACUUCCUGAGGAAAGAAAUCCUAUUGUUACUUGUUUGUUUGAAUAUGGGCAUGAUCACAAUAUGAUCUCAUUUUGUGUUUUGCAAAUUGAUGAUAUUAUUGAGAAAACUGUAAAGGAACUGAAAUGGUGUGGGAAACUAGAAGCAGACCAGGGUGCAAAUUCCAGAUGCUUUUGUUGUUGUUGCUGCCAGCAGCUGGAAUAGAUUGUGACUGGGAUGCUUGGGUCCCCAAUGAUCCUACGGGCUGAAUAUAAUAAAAUCAAGCUAACAUGACACAUUGAACAGAAACCCACAUCUGACAACUUUAUACACUCUACUUCUCUGGGAAUGUGACAGGGGCAGUAGACAGAGCACAGCCUAUAGAUAUAGAUUUGGAUUUCCGAAAGGCAUUUGACAACACUCAAGGGAAGAGCCCAGGAUACUGGAGGAAGUGGGUUGGUGUAGACAGUUGGAAUAAAUUGGUCGUUCUCAGACUGUAAUAACAUAACCAAUGGAGUACUCCUGGGGUCGAUUCUUGGCACUCAGUUGUUUACUAUUUACAUUAAUGGCCAGGAGGAUGGAACAAAAUGGGGGUGUUGCCCAUUCAAUAUUUCAAUAACAUUUGGGUAAAUAUAACAAUAUGUUGUAUGAUAAAGUAUUCUUGUUCAUUUCAAUAAUUCAUUUCAGGUUAUAUGCAUAAAUGCAUUAAUUGCAUACGUCAUCACACUACCACGUGAUAUAUGUGUCUCUCACUUAAAGUAAACUCUAAGUUA
Messenger RNA from Mobula hypostoma (lesser devil ray), 2057 nucleotides. Its product is annotated as sialidase-4-like. The transcript has 4 exons. The record is from RefSeq and is a predicted model, not a curated record. Gene Ontology annotation, cellular component: cytoplasm; membrane; intracellular membrane-bounded organelle. Gene Ontology annotation, biological process: oligosaccharide catabolic process; ganglioside catabolic process. Bases 1 to 1509 code for a protein of 502 amino acids. Gene Ontology annotation, molecular function: exo-alpha-sialidase activity. Lineage: Eukaryota; Metazoa; Chordata; Chondrichthyes; Myliobatiformes; Myliobatidae.